UUGGAGUUUUACGUAGAAAUUUGCAUUAUUUUGUGAUCCUUCGAACUUUCAAGAUGGAUUUAUAUCUGCUCAUCGGAAUUGCUGUUGCAUUAUUAGUAGUUUUAUUGACACUAUUAUUUCUUUCAAAAGGCAAGACCAAAUCUCAGACGGGUGCAGAGCAGGUGCAAAAUGAACGCGAAGCUAAUGCUCCACGUCGUGCGCAGGUGGUCCGAAACCAGCGUAAUCGUGCUAGGGUAGUAGCGGCAGCACCAGAAGAGCAAGUCGCGGCUGACCAAGACGACGAUGAUGAUGAAAUCCCACACGCAGCUCAGGACUUGGGCGCUGAAAAAAUGGGAGCCAAAAAGCGAGCCAAACUUGAAGCUAAGGCCGAAAAGAAAGCUCAAAGGGAACAGGAGUUAAAAAUGCGAGAAGACCAGAAGAAAAUAGAUGCACUGGCCGAAGAAGAACGUAAGCAACAGGAAGAUAAGGAAGCCGAAGAGGAACGAAAAAAAGAAGAGGUCGAAAGGAAGGCUCGUGAAGAAAGGGAAAGGAAAGAGCACGAAGAGUAUCUCAAAAUGAAGGAAGCAUUUAGCGUAGAAGAAGAAGGAUUCGAUCACGAGGAAGAAGUUGGCAAACAAAACAUGGUGCAGGAGUUUAUUAAUUUUGUAAAAAAUAACAAGGUUGUUGUUCUGGAAGAUUUAGCCGUCCAGUUUAAACUCAAAACUCAGGCGGCCAUCGACAGGAUUGUUGAUCUGCAAAAGGAAGGACGGCUUAGCGGUGUGAUUGAUGACCGAGGGAAAUUUAUCUACAUUUCUGAAGAGGAGCUCAAUGCUGUUGCAAAGUUUAUCAAACAACGCGGCAGAGUUUCGAUUACGGAACUCGCGGAAAAUAGCAGCAGUUUGAUAAACUUGACCCCAGUUGCUGUUGGCUCUGAAUGAGGGAAAGUUUGUUAUUCUUUUGACUAGGUAAAGU
This is a messenger RNA of Ochlerotatus camptorhynchus, 951 nucleotides long. It is a transcript of the gene Ddrgk1, whose product is annotated as DDRGK domain containing 1. The record is from RefSeq and is a predicted model, not a curated record. NCBI's taxonomy places the organism in Eukaryota, Metazoa, Arthropoda, Insecta, Diptera, Culicidae. The coding region runs from base 54 to 917 and encodes 287 amino acids. The transcript is spliced from 3 exons.